Messenger RNA from Teleopsis dalmanni, 853 nucleotides. RefSeq names its product ATP-sensitive inward rectifier potassium channel 12-like. The record is from RefSeq and is a predicted model, not a curated record. Gene Ontology annotation, cellular component: plasma membrane. Gene Ontology annotation, molecular function: inward rectifier potassium channel activity. Gene Ontology annotation, biological process: regulation of monoatomic ion transmembrane transport; potassium ion import across plasma membrane. NCBI's taxonomy places the organism in Eukaryota, Metazoa, Arthropoda, Insecta, Diptera, Diopsidae.
CUAAAAAUUCAGAAAGUGCAAUAUUUCGAAAAGAACAUUCGUUUUGUUAUUCCAUUUAUUUGCUUUUGUUGAAUAAAAAUAUUUAUUAAUAUAAGAAAGGUUUUAUUUAUUCUCGUUUUGGAAAUGUAAAUAAUUUGAAUGUUGAAAAUUUGAAGUGCAAAUUGAGUUUUAAAAAAGUAAAUAUUAAUAAAAGAUUAAAUAAAACGCAAGCACAGAGAUAAGAAAAGCUGAAACAACAACAAUGUCAAAGAUUUUACGUCGAGUUCACAUCAUUUAUUUUUCUAGCUGAAAAUUUUACCGCGCGAAUUCAAAAAUUUUCAAACGCACCCAAAUACUUGGCACGCAACUAACUCGAUGAUUGUGCUCGGCUUGAACAAAAUUGAGUAUUGCAAAAAUAGUUUGCAAAAUUUUUGCUGUAAAUUGCCAAAAUAUUGCAUGCAUUUAUCGAAACAAUUGAAUUUAUAUACGAGUGCACGCAAAGAACCACAAUCCACAGAAUGAUUAUGGACAAAACAGAAAAUAUAGGCGAGCACGCCUGGACAAAGUUACUCGACGAUAAGGAUAGUACAGGAAAUGGAGCUGUGAUCGUUAGAAUGACAAAUUCCGACGGUAAACUUAUUAGUGAUAGGCACACAAUUGGCCAAAAAGAAACUAGUCCACUUACAAUGGAUCAUCUAGCACCGAUUUGUGGUAAGGACGGCGGUGACAGUGUGCUUGAUGGUGGUGACGGUUGCGGUGGUGGUAGUGAAAAUAGUGCAUCAGUUGCACGUAAAGAAUCUAUACUCGGUACAUUCCAUAAACAUUUAAGAAGAUCACUGAAAGCAGUUAGCGAGUCACCGGGUCCUAUAACAAG